AUGACUAUUGACAACCAAGUUGGACUUGAUGGGCAAAACAUGGUUGCUCCCAUUGAUGGAACCAUUGGAGGUGGUGCUCUUGGAAAUGGAAAUGGGUUAAGUGAGUCGACGCCCCAAUUUGGGAGUGGUCAGCCACUUACAAACCCUUCAAUGUGGCGCUGUAAGCGUAGGAUUGAUGCCAGAAAAGUUGGUGGGAAUGGGUUCAAAACUUGGCAACAAAAGAUGCUUUUCUUUUUGACCAAUUUGAACCUUGACAAGUAUCUGAAAGAUGAUGCACCCAUUGUCCCACCAGGGAACACUGAUUCAACCAUUAUGGAUCGGUGGACCCAGUCAGACUUUCUGUGCAAGGGCUGGAUUCUAAGCCGCUUGAUAGACCCAUUGUACAAUGUGUACUGUGAGGCGAAAACCUCCAAGCAACUUUGGUUGGCCUUGGAGAAGAAGUAUAAGUCCGAGGAUGCUGGCUGUCAGAAAUACGCUACGGCGAAAUUUCUCAACUUCAAAAUGGUGGAUUCAAAACCCAUCAUGGAACAAGUUGAAGCCUUGCAAUUGAUUACGCAUGAGAUAGCGCUGAGGGCUCACCUCACAGAAGAUGACUUGUGUGCUGUGGUCACUGAAGUCAACAAUGUUGAGGACAACCCAAGGGAGUGGUGGUACGACACAGGUGCCACUAUCCACAUCUGCAAUGAUAUGGACAUGUUUAGUACCUAUCAGAAAUGCAACAAUGGAGAACGCCUAUUGAUGGGAAACACUGGUUCUUCCAAGAUUGAGGGUCAUGGCAAAGUGGUGCUGAAGAUGACCUCAGGAAAGGAGAUCACUCUCCAAAAUGUGAAGCAUGUGACAGACAUGAGAAAGAAUCUGAUUUCUGGUACUCUUAUGAGUAAGGCCGGAUUUGCUACCAAUUUCGAGUCUGACAAGCUUGUGCUCAAGAAACAUGAAUUUAUUUGGGAAAGGGUAUGUUAA
Molecule: messenger RNA, 960 nt
Organism: Microthlaspi erraticum
Lineage: Eukaryota; Viridiplantae; Streptophyta; Magnoliopsida; Brassicales; Brassicaceae
Source: the annotation of a GenBank genome assembly